This is a messenger RNA of Miscanthus lutarioriparius, 519 nucleotides long. NCBI's taxonomy places the organism in Eukaryota, Viridiplantae, Streptophyta, Magnoliopsida, Poales, Poaceae. The record is from the annotation of a GenBank genome assembly.
AUGAGGCGGCCGAGGCCCAAGAGAGGAGAACGCCGGAUCGACGCCGCCACUGACCACCUGGCCCAGUACGGCUUCGCCAAGCCCCAAAUCCGCAACGUCAUCCACGACCUCCUGCAGCUGUAUGGGAGAGAUGGGUGGGUCUUCCUGGAGGAGGGAUCAUACCGUAUGGUGCUUAACAGACUCCGGGAAGAACAGGCGCAGCAGGAUCAGAAAGAAGAGGCAUUACCACAAAAUGGUAUGGAAGUCUCACGAGUGCAUGGUGACGCACCGAAUGAAUCUCAGUCAGCCCUCGAAGUGCAAGCUUCUGCCAACAGUUCACCUCCCCUGGAAUAUGUACUUCCAGUGCCUCCAGCAAAAGGGCCUUGUGCAGGACCUCCCUGCUAUGGAUGGAUUAGUGAAGAGUCCGAGACUGAGAGUGAACCAGAGGAUGGAGAAAUGCUUUCUGAUGCAGGGCCUGUAAUUUUCGCCAAAAAGGAUAUACCAAAUCCUGUGGAGAUGUUGCCUUGUAAAAGGAAGUGA